AGAGGGGAGGAAGGGUGGGGAGAACAGCAGAGGAAGCGAGUUGGACUAGGAGGGGCACUGCGGACCGGUCAGCCGGGCCAUCCUCUCCAGCCAGGCGCCGCCAUUCCGCUGCUCGGGGCGUCGCCGCCGUCGCCUCCGCCGCACCCGGGGGCCAUGCUCCCGCCACCCCCGCGCCAGCCUCCGCCCCAAGCGCGCUCAGGCCGCGGCGCCGUGCGCCUGCAGCGGGCCUUCCUGUGCGGGCCGCUGGGCGUGCUGCGGCUGCUGCAGCUGCUGGCGGGCGCCGCCUUCUGGAUAACCAUCGCCACCAGCAGGUACCAGGGGCCCGUGCACUUCGCGCUCUUCGUGUCCGUGCUCUUCUGGCUGCUGACCCUGGGCCUCUACUUCCUCACGCUGCUGGGCAAGCACGAGCUGGUGCCAGUGCUGGGCUCGCACUGGCUGGUGGUCAAUCUGGUGCACGACCUGCUGGCGGCCGCGCUCUACGGCGCCGCCACGGCUGUCAUGAUCGACCAGACGCAGCGCCACAGCUACUGCAACCUCAAGCACUACCGUCUGCCCUGCGCCUACCGCGCCUUCCUGGCGGCUUCCGUGUGCGGCGGGCUCUGCCUCGGCCUCUACCUGCUGGCGGCGCUCUACGGCUGCUGCCGUCGCUACCAGGGCGAGCGGGAGGUGGUGUGAGGCUGUCCCGCGACGCAGCCCGGAGGGCUUCCCGGGAGCAGCGCCCGGAUCCCGCCGCCCCGUCCCGCCCCGCCCCGCCCGGAGCCCUCCUGCCUGCAGCUCCCGCCCGCCCGACGGCAGCGCAGCCGCCGGGUCUCCAGGGCCCCGCGCCCUGGGGCGCAGCCUUUAGGCGGCCCUUCCCCAUCCCCUGCGCAGGGCCAGACGUGGAUGCACGCCGCGUAGAUCCGGGGGAGGCUCCCAAAUUGGAACCAGACAGCUGCGCCACUGCCCCCUCCCUCCGCCCCGCGGCCGCCAGAGCGGCCCCUUGCCCCGGCCUCACGUCCAGCCUCGGGAGCCCCUACAAGGCAGAGCCGGGGACUGGCCUCCCGGGGUCACCGGGGAGCGGCGGGCGAGUUCGGCUUUAGCUCGGGGUUGUGCGGACUUGCUGUGCUGUCUUGCCCGGCCUGUAGCCUUUGAAGUCGUGAGGUGCGGCUGCUCUGCAGGGCUGGGGAUGGCGAGGAAGGGCCUGCAGGCGGUUCCCAUGCCCCGGGGAGUCAUUUCUCGCUUCUGCCGGCUCCACCUUUGGCGUCAGGGUUCGCGGAGGCCGCGCCCCACAGCACACAGACUUCCCAGCCUUCCUGUCACAGGUUUCUGUACACCCCACCUCCCGAUGUCUUUUUUUUAUUACGGCUCCCACAAGGCUGGCUCGAAACUAGGGUGAGGCACACCCCAUCUUUGUACAGACGAGACCGAGACACUGCCUUCGGGGACAGAUAGACCAAGGGACUUGCACCCCCUCUGGAUUCCGAAUUCAGAGUUGUUUACAUUUAAGCUCAGGAGCUCUCCUCGAAGAGAGGGGUUAGAAGCCAAAGGGGUUAGUCUUGGUGCAGUUGAAAGCUUCACAGUGCUUCUUAGCAUAUCAAAAGCUCUGAGAAGUUUCUCCCAACUUAAAAGGAGUUCCAGCUACAGGUUCUUGGCCCAGAUCACUUAAGGUUGCCAGCAGCCUGCAGCUCUCUUGCUUCUUCCUAAGGGGCCCACUCUUAUUGGCUCUGGUCUGCCAGAAGACUUGGGAACCUUUCUUUUCCAGAGUGUUUUUCUAGCAGAGGGAGGCAGAAGAUAAAUGCCUCCUACUAGGAGAGUGAGACACCCAGUGGAGUAGGUAAGGCUAUUCAGCUAGUGUCCCGGUCAGAAGCAGUGGCACCUGUGAGAAAUCCUGAAAAUGACCUCGAGCAGCUGGCAGGAGCAGGUCACAAUCACCAAAGAGAGAAGAACAUUCUCAGCAGCUGAGAUGGACAGCUGGCCCAGCCUCUCCAGUUGCAGGUUCCCAUGUUGCUGACUUCUCCCAGGGCCAUCUACUCUGGACCGGCAACAUCCCUGUGGCUUGGGCUAGCAAAGGGUCUCCUUGCACACCAUCUUACAAUAGAGCCAAGACAGAGGAAGAGUCAUGUCACUUCAUUCUCCUCGGUCUGAGACUUGGGCGCACAUUCCGGAUACCUGGAAUACCAAGCUGUGUACCCAAACAUGGACUUCAGCUCCAGCUUCUGUUCUUUUUCACUUCAGUAAGAUCCCCAUUAAAGUGGCCUUCUCAGCUAAGACCUGGCUCCCGGAAGACUUCUUCAUCAUCCCCCAGCCCCCGGUGCUCUGUGGUCCAGUGACCUCACUCAGGAGCAGCUGUGUCUUGGGUUCCGUGACCUCUUAACCUCACAGACGUGCCUGAACAGCUUAGCUUCACAAACUUUUCCAUGUGCCUUCUGCUUGGCCUCCAGGUGUGAGAGGGACCUGUCCUGCAGGAAGGCACCCUCACACCUGUCCCCUCUCCUUUGGAGUCCCUACAUCAUGAAGAUGACCAUCCACCCUGCCUUGGAACUUCUGGAAAAAGGAGACAGUCUCAUUAGCCCUUCUCUUUGGACACUGGGACUCAGACCAGCCUGAGAUCCCCAUGAGCUGCUCGAAGCCUCAAAGUCUGGGGUCACUUGUCGACUCUGGGAAAGGAGUUCUUCAAGGACCAAGAGAGAGGGUGGUUGUGGGAGGGGUAGUAGGGAGUAUAGAGAGGGGGCCAGUGUGACUUGUUCAGUAGUUUAGAGGUGGCAGCUAAUAAUGCUUUUUAAAAAUAAAGUUUGGUUUGUCUGGUC
This is a messenger RNA of Erinaceus europaeus (western European hedgehog), 2786 nucleotides long. It is a transcript of the gene MARVELD1, whose product is annotated as MARVEL domain containing 1. Gene Ontology annotation, biological process: myelination. Gene Ontology annotation, cellular component: membrane. Bases 154 to 675 code for a protein of 173 amino acids. The record is from RefSeq and is a predicted model, not a curated record. Lineage: Eukaryota; Metazoa; Chordata; Mammalia; Eulipotyphla; Erinaceidae. Gene Ontology annotation, molecular function: structural constituent of myelin sheath. The transcript is spliced from 2 exons.